AUGGCCAGUCCUGGGCUGGAGCUGGGGGAGGUUCAGUCUCCUGCCGAGCCCCCCCAGCCUGAGCUGGCCUUCACCGAGGCUCAGAAGUGGAUCGAGCAAGUGACCGGGAGAAGUUUUGGUGAGAAAGAUUUUCGUUCUGGAUUAGAAAACGGCAUUCUUCUGUGUGAGUUGCUGAAUGCGAUAAAGCCAGGAUUGGUAAAAAAGAUCAAUAGACUGCCGACCCCCAUUGCAGGUUUGGAUAAUAUCAUAUUAUUCUUAAGAGGCUGCAAAGAACUGGGACUUAAAGAAUCUCAGCUUUUUGAUCCUGGUGAUCUGCAGGACACAUCAAACAGAGUAACCAUCAAGAACAUUGACUGUAGUAGGAAGCUGAAAAAUGUAUUAGUCACCAUUUAUUGGCUAGGGAAAGCAGCAAACAGCUGCACGUCAUAUAGUGGAUCAACCCUGAACCUGAAGGAGUUUGAAGGCUUCCUGGCACAAAUGAGAAAGGAAACAGAGGAUAUUGAGAGCCCCAAGCGCAGCAUUCGUGACAGUGGCUACAUAGACUGCUGGGACUCUGAGCGCAGUGAUUCCCUCUCCCCGCCUCGCCACGGCAGAGAUGAUUCCUUUGACAGUCUGGACUCCUUUGGCUCCCGCUCACAGCAGACACCAUCUCCAGAUGUAGUGCUCAGAGGGAGUAGUGAUGGGAGAGGAAGUGACUCGGAAACUGACCUGCCACACAGAAAGAUGCCAGAUGUGAAAAAAGAUGAUAUGUUGGCAAGGCGGACCUCACACGGUGAACCUAAAUCAGCUGUGCCUUUUAACCAGUACCUCCCAAAUAAGAGUAAUCAGACUUUCUAUGUACCUGCUCCACUUCGGAAAAAGAAAGCUGAACGAGAGGAGUAUCGAAAGAGCUGGAGCACAGCGACUUCACCGCUAGGAGACAGACCUUUCAGCAAACUCCACCCUGAAACCAUAGAAGAAGAACUGAAUGAAACAUCAGGACUGUGUGAAAAGGAGAAAGUGGAUUCCAUGGCUCCUGAGGGAAGCUCCCUUAAAAAUCAAUUAGGUGUGAAUCAAAGUGAAGAAAACUCCAUAGACCAGUCUUCUUCAUGUAGUGCAAAAGAAACAUCAGCACCCAAGGGGAAAGAUGUGGAAGAGAUUAAAAAGUUAAGAAGACUUGAACAAGCUGGUAUUAAGGUCAUGUCAGCAGCCCAGCGCUAUGGCAGUAAAAAGCCAAUAUGUGAAGACAGUGGAAGCAUCCCAGACAUCAUCCUUCGCAAGGACAACCCAUUCAUGACACAUUAUCAAGGAAAGGAUUCUGGUUCAGAAGAUGAAGCAGCCAGCAGAGUUCCUGAUUUAGAAAAGGAUGACUUUGCCACCAGGAGAGCCAGAAUGAAUCAACCCAAACACAUAGUUCCAUUUAACUCUUUUUUAGUUGGACCCUAUACAAGUAAAGAGAAAGGUAAACUGGAAGAUAUUAAAAAGCCAUUGCAGAUGGAAAAAAAGGAACAUGCAAGAAGAAGACGAGUACACAUGACAUCAGUAAGGCAAAUAGUUACAAGCAAAGAGAACCCACUUCUGCAAAAUGAGAAGACUGAGUCAGAGGAGGAACAGCAGGUGAAAGAGGUUGAUAAUGAGAGAGAUGAUUUGGUGAAACAGAAAUCUCCAAGCGUCCUUCCUCAGCUACAAGAAGAUGUGCUUUUUGUCAAUGCCUCUAUAACAAAAGCAGAUCUGGAGACCUGGAAAAGAUUGAAACUGUCAGGGGAGGCCAGUGAAGAAGAUUUCAGAUGUUCCAGCAACACUCUGCCACCAACUGAUACCACAGUGAAAGCCCAUGAUGAUUUUGCUGUCCGCAAAACCAGAGCAAACAAAAAGGCUGGUGGCCCCAAGCAGAAGUUUGUGCAUUUUGGGCCAGUAACUGAGAUUGAUCAACAGAAAUGGGACAAGCUCGUUAUUGGCAGAGCUUCAUCUAAGAGUGGAACAGAAGAGGAAAGCAAGAAAGACGGUGUGGAGAGUCUCGCUGGUUUUGAAAGCUCUCCUUCAACCACUGCUGCCAGUCUUGGGUUUGCUGAACACAGCAGUGAAGUAUCUGAGCCAGAAAAUGAGUCCAGUGAGGGAGGAGUCAAGUUAGAUACAGAUGACUCUUGCAGGAGAAUUCCAUCACCUGUACCAGCUUCUGAUGUCACCUCUGAGAACCAAACCCCACGGAGUGUGAGCAAACAGCAAGAAAGCACCAGGGAAGAAUGUGACAGGAAUUUACCAGAUAUUGAGAGAGAUGAUAUGUUGGUUAGAAGGAUGGGAACAUUUUCAAGGCGUGCCACAAGCUCCAUUCCCAUAAAUUGUCCUCCCCUGUCAGUAGCUCCUUAUCGGCUGCAGCAGCAGCAAGAGGAAGUUGUAGCUCAUGAAAAGGAUUUGAAGACUCUGCAGGAAGGAGAAAGUACUAUCAGACAAGAAGAGAGCCAAGAACAGCUUGAAAUCCCACAGCUGCAGAGUGAUGGAACAGAAAACAACAUGAAAUUUCCAGACCCACAAAGAGAUGACAUGUUAGCCAGAAGAACUGGAGCUUUUCUUAAACAGCCUGGGCCCAGUGUUAAGCAAUUCCUUCCCAUGCCAUUUUCAAAGAAGCAGAAUAAGCAGGGCACAGCUACAGAACUUGAGAAGAAAAUCAUGAGGCCUGAAAAAUGUCCACAAAUCUACACUAAUAGCUCCGAAAAACCAGCAGUAGAACCACCACAAGAGCAGCAGCAAGGGCAGGAGGACAGUCUCCCAUGUACAGGACAAGAUGAGGUGAUUAGUACUGCCCAAGUGGCUGAAGAUGGUCACAAUGAAGUCCACCUUGGUCAAACACCUAAGCUUCAGGAGGUUCCUGAGGAAAAAAAACUGGAAACACUUUCAUCCAAGGAUGAGCAUCUGAAAACGUAUUCGGCCCCAGAACUGCUGUGUCUGAUGACGCAGAACUGGACCUGUUGUUAUUUACCCCUGGCUCAGCAGCAUAACAAAGCUCGACAUGAGAAGCUGCAGAAUGUACACAACCAGCUGAAAGAGGACGAGACCAGAUGGCAAGAUGACCUGGCUCGGUGGAAGAGCCGUCGAAGGAGUGCUUCACAGGAUUUGAUUAAAAAGGAGGCUGAGAGAAAGAAAAUGGAGAGGUUAUUGGCUGGAGACGGAAUGAGUGAGCGCAGAAAAAGCAUCAAAACCUACCGAGAAAUCGUGGAGGAGAAAGAGAGAAGGGAGCGGGAGCUUCACGAGGCAUACAAGAAUGCAAAGACGCAGGAGGAGGCUGAGAGCAUCCUCCAGCAGUACACUGAACGAUUCACUAUCAGUGAAGCUGUCCUUGAGCGUCUGCAGAUGCCAAAAAUUCUGGAAAGAAGCCAUUCAGUGGAACCAAAUUCCCCACUGAAAGACCCAAAUCCUCUGAGAUAUUUAAGGCAACAGUCACUUCCUGCUCCAAAAUUCACUGCCACAAUUGAAGCAACCAUUGUUCCCACCACUGAACUAGAGCCCAGCAGUUCAACAGGACGCACAUCUCCCAGCAAAAGUGUCUCCAAGGCUGUGCCUAUGCUGACACCCAAGCCUUACUCACAACCCAAAAAUACACAGGAAGUUUUAAAGAACUUUAAGGUAGAUGGAAAAGUCAGCAUGAAUGGAGAAAAUAUCAACGACAUGGAAGAAAAGGAUAAAGAAUGUACAACAGUAAUAUUUACUCCUUCACCAACCAGAUCUCUGAAAUUUGAUGGAGUAGCCAGAGGGGACAAGCCCCCAGUAGAGUUGAAGAAGGACCCCCCAAGUGUUGAGCUCAGUUUACAGAGGCCUGCCACUCAGAGUGUGCACAAAGAGCCAACAGCCUCCCCGGUGGAAUUGGAUGGAGCUGACAGCCUGCAAGCCGAGCCCAGCCCCAGCAGUGAGGCACCUGCUCCCCUGGAGUGCCCAUCCCCAGAUUUAGAUCAAAAGCAAUUCAAGUCAACUGCAACUUGUGCCAGCCCUGUUGUGAAGAGAUUUCUUCCCAGUCCUGUCCCUUCAGAGGAAACUGCUUCAAGCAAGAAAGACGUGAAGAAAGCUGAAAUAGAGCAACAGAAGGAAGCAGAACUCCCUCCUACACAAGAGGUGAUUAAAGCAAAAGCCCUGGAAGAAAAGGGGAGUGUAGUGCUGCCAUUUUUAAAGAAACUACCCGAAACCAGCCAAGUUACUCUGCAUAACUCUGGUCUGCAAGCUGAUUCUGAUACUGGUGAUAAAUCAAAUCGUUUCAAUUUUUGGGCCUGGGAUCCAGAAGAAGAGCGAAAGCGCCAGGAAAGGUGGCAGCAUGAGCAAGAACGCUUGCUUCAGGAGAAGUAUCAGAAGGAGCAGUGCAAGCUGAAAGAGGAAUGGGAAAAGGCCCAGAGAGAAGUUGAAGAGGAAGAGCGUAGAUACUAUGAGGAGGAACGCAAGAUAAUUGAGGAUACUGUAGUUCCAUUCAUUGUUUCUUCAAACUCUGCUGAGCUCCUCUCAUCUUCUUCCUCUACCACUGAAGGAAACAAGACAGUGAACUCAACUGAUUCAAACAGCUGUCCAGGGGAAGGUAAACAAAAUGAAGUUGCAAAGCAGAAAAAGGUGCUCUGGGAGCAGGACAGUAUGUCAUCUCUGAAAAGCAAGGAAAGUGAACUCUGGCAAGAAAAGAGGAGUGGAAACAAAGUGCUCUCAGGAUACCCAGAGACUGGUAUCUUGAAAGGAGGAAGUGAACAGGGGCACUGUGUGCCAGCGAUGGAGCACAGCUCACCUGCCAGACUGAAUCUGCCACUGACUCAGGAUGAGAAUGUCUCCUGGAAUCAGCAGUUGCUGACAAAGAGAUCUCCACAGUGCCCAGAGGACAUUCGGCAAAGACCUUUCCUGGGCCAGACUGUGGGACAGCAAACAAGCUCCACAGGGGAAGCAAGGAGGGUUGGCUAUCAUGAGAACUUCCGAUCUGGGCCAUCAUCUCCCUGCUCUCCUGCUGCUCUAAGUCAGUCACCCAACAGGUCUGUCAGCGGGAAGAAGCUUUGUUCUACCUGUGGUCUCCCUCUUGGAAAAGGAGCUGCCAUGAUUAUUGAAACACUCGGUCUUUAUUUCCAUAUUCAGUGCUUCAGGUGUGGUGUUUGCAAGGGACAGCUGGGAGAUGCAGCAAGUGGCACAGAUGUCAGGAUUAGAAAUGGUCUCCUUAACUGCAAUGAUUGUUAUAUCCGAUCCAGAACUGCUGGACAACCAACUACAUUGUGACAUGAUUUUCAGUCCUAAUAACUUUCAAGAAUGAACUCUCUCAUAUGUAUCAGCUGCCUCCAGACAAUCUCUAGUAAAAGCUUGAAUCCAUGGACAUGAUGGCUCUCAUCUCGUUUUUAAAAACUCACAAAAAAGCUGCACCUGCUCCUUUGAAAUACAAUAUGUUGGUUUUUGCUUCCUUAAGAAAUUUGCAAAAUAUGUAUGACCAUGUUUGGAAGGAAAAGCCUAAGUAUUAUAAAUAAAAACAAAACCAACUUUCAGGUAUGCUUAUGAUACCCAGUCUGUUACGUUGUUCUUUUGAAAGUAAUAAGAGAAUAAACAUGCAAUAAAGCUGUUUUGUUUUAAUAUUUCUAGCAAUUAAAAAAUUUAAGUUUACAGAACCUUUAUAGAAUAUGCCAACUUGAGCUGAGAAGUGAUUUUGAGAUAGUAUCUAAUCAGUGCAUUUGAAAAACUAAACAUCGCAGCACGACUUCUCUGUUAUAACUGAAGCUAUAACUUUUUUUAUACAGAGACUAGUUUGAUAAUACAUCCUGUAAUUCUGAAGCAUUUUGUGUUUAUAUUACCUUCAAUGGAGGGUAGAAGUUAAACGAAUAAAUUAUUGCACCUUUAGUCAUAGGAUUUUUUGUUUGUGUACCUCAAGUAAUGUUCAUGUCUAUAGCUUAAUAUUCUCUGAAAUAAAGAUUUCUUCAUUAAACCUAAAGAUUGCAUACCAUUAACAAUGGAAAAAUUCCCAUCAGGAGAAAUCCUUCUUAGUAAGUUCAGCAGCCUGUAUUGUUAUUAAACUCAUUGAAAGGUGAUGUGGGGGAGAGGCAGCCGAGCAGGCAGACCCAGCAGAGUUGUGAGUCUCUGAGUUGCAGUGGAACUUUUCUCUUUGGCAUCUAACUUGCCGAUUGAUUUGAAUGGGCUGGAAUCUGCUCGUUCACUUGAAAACAUGACACUUGGUUGAAAUUUCAUGCAGAGAAACAUGUGUGGUUUGGGUACUGCCCAGGGUAGAGAAUUAGACAGCCUUAAACCUGUGUUCCUCCAUCCACUACCCAAAAAUAGUCAACAAAACCCAGAAGUGUGGAGGAUUGCCAGGGAGGAGGCUGGAGCCACAGGCAGAAAAACUACCUUGCCUGUGUUUGGGACAGUUUUCCUUUGUGCUCUUUGAUUAAGUAUAUGUUCCUUACUAAAGUGAUCCAGCAGCUCAUUGAAACAGAGGUUCAGCAGGCAUCUACAAUACUCAGACAAAAUUAGGGAAUGUGUUGCAACUGUAAAAUAUCCUAGCACUUUUUGGUAAACAGUUACUGGAAAUAUCUUCAAAUGGAGGGGGAAAAGAAAUCUUUUUCUGCCUUAAAACCACUAUAAAACUAAAUGUAUAGAGAUUUAUUUUAUCUAUGUGCAAAUUUGUCAUCUUAUGAUGUAUUAGUAAAUAGAAAUGAGGUGGUUAGUAGGGAAGCAAUAAUUCUGAGUUGUUCUCUAGGUAGCAAUUAUUUAUUGAAAUGCUAGACAGUUGCUUGCAUGUGAGUUGCAUAACCAUGCAAAACUGUGUGUCAUCAAACACACACAUGUGAUGUCAUCGGAGGACAUUGUGACAUAUUACUUCUUAAAUAUUGUGCCUUAGAAAAUGCAAAGCUGUUGCACACAGUCAGCAAUGACUUAUGGAUGCAAUAAAUCCAAAAAGCUGAAGUCCUUCAUGGACUUCACCUGGGGAAUCUUUUUAAUUAAAAAUAAAAUAAAUCAGACAAAUGUUUUGGAAUUAAAGUGAUAUCCUAUAUUUUAAUCAACCACCUGCAUGAUUUACUGUUAAGGGGUUUUGAUAACCAAGAUGCUUACUCUUUGCUUGUGGUUGUUGUAACAUUUUACCACAAAGAAUGUGCAACAUGGAAAUUCAAGAAUCAGAUUUCGUAACUGACGUGGUACACCUGUAUAACUCCAUGCGCUGCAUUAAGGAUAUGUAAAUAUAUGAUGUCUGAACCUAAUUUUUAAAUGAGACUGUGCAUGCUUGUGCAUUUAUUUGAUAUGAGUCUCUAGCACUGCUUCACCUAUGUGAUAGACUAAAUGUGCAAAUCAGUCCCCAAGUGUAUCAAAGGGUUGGUUGUCUCAGAGGUCAGAUCCGCUUCUCAUUCAUGUAGGGGUAAGUGCCCAAAGGGCUUAGGAGCAUGGUUGGGUUAAAGUGCAUGAACAAGGGGGGUGGGAUAUUGCAUCGCACUGCAGACACAUCACUGGGUCUCUGGAGCUGCUUAGAAAUUGAUCCCAGUGUCUAUCAGAUAGUUCUGUAUAUGCAUGUUUUAUCUAAGUUGAUUGUACGUAAAGUGAAAUGAAGCAGCGCUCAAUGAUGACAAUUUUUUCCCCUAAUGAACAUCUAUUCACCAGCACAGAAUAAUUUUCAGCAGUUUUCUAAAUCGUACUUGCCAGCUUCUUAUGUUUGAUUUUAUCUUCCCUCUGGAAUCUUACAUGGCAAAUUCAUUCAGGCUAAGAUUUUUUUUUUUUUCAAGUUUAAACACAUUAAGAUGAUACAUUUCUAGCCAGGAACUUUGAGCACAGAAAAAAAUAAUGCUUUCCUACAUUUGAACUGCAAUGUAAAUGUAUUUGUUGCAAAAAAUGAUUUAUUAUUUCUGAGCAAGUACAAUAUAUGUAAUGGGUUUUAGAUGUUUUGGAAUUUAUUUAGCCUCUUACUACUUCAGAGAACCUGAACAGGUGUCAUAACCCAUCUGUAUUUUACAAGCCCAUUUUCAUGGUGUAUUUUUUUCUUACUCUUGCUAUGUAGUGUUAUUGAUGCAGUACAUCUGUAGUUUUCAGUGAAUGUUGUAAAGGUUGGUGAACCAGAAGGGGACCAUCCUUAUCUGCAUGUCCAUUCAGGGACAAGGAUUGCUCUCCUUGCUGGGGCUAAUGUUGAAUACCAAUUAUGCUAAUCUUCCCUUUAUUUUAUUUAUUCUAAAAUGCCUCUGGAAAUUAGGAAAACUUGUCUAAAACUCAACAGCUUUUAUAGUAAAUGUAUGUUUAUAAAUAAAAUGUUGAUUACCU
Molecule: messenger RNA, 8214 nt
Organism: Sturnus vulgaris (Common starling)
Lineage: Eukaryota; Metazoa; Chordata; Aves; Passeriformes; Sturnidae
Source: RefSeq, a predicted model, not a curated record